Molecule: messenger RNA, 1456 nt
Organism: Dendronephthya gigantea
Lineage: Eukaryota; Metazoa; Cnidaria; Anthozoa; Malacalcyonacea; Nephtheidae
Exons: 2
Coding region: 137-1456 (439 amino acids)
Molecular function (GO): sequence-specific DNA binding
Source: RefSeq, a predicted model, not a curated record
UUUCCGCAAGUUGUUUUUGCAGCUGACGCGCGGCAAAGAACAAAGCGGGCAAACGGCGCACCUCGUGUAAACGCCACACAUGUUACUUCCCUACCAUAGUCAUAUAUUCAGUCUUGGCUGAACUGUCUAGCAAAAUAUGUAUUGCCCAGUUUACGGGUGUAAUAGUAGCAGUAAAACAGAUAGUGGUAUCCAUUUUUUUUCGUUUCCGAGUGGAAAAUCAGUCGACCAGCAAUACAGAAGAAAGGCGUGGAUAGAAUUUUGUAAACGGAAAUAUUUUUCACCAUCUUCGUGCACUAGAAUAUGUUCUCUGCACUUUAACGAAGAUGCGUAUGAACCAGGAAAUUCACCACAAUUCCUUCAGAGAAUAGAAUGCAAAGAAAAGUUUUCGGUUCGUUUAAAAAGAGAUGCAUUGCCAACAUUAAACAAGCCCUUAGCAGAUUCCAACCAACCGAAAAGCAUUAAGACGAGAGAACAUACCUUGAGAAGACAACGAAAAAAGGGGAUUUUGGAGAUGUGUUCGGAGGGACAACCUUCAACCUCAAAGGAGCAGGCGUCUACAUCCGACGAACAAAGCGGUGAAGAAUUAGACGUCCAGCAACGUGAACAAGAAGAUGCCCCAAUAUCUAUGACAUGCACGGCUUCAACACAGACCACCGAAGCGCUCAAUCCUCCACAUACCUCUUCCAAGUCCACACAAACAACCAUCAUGUCGAACUCAGUUAAAACUCAAACCGUCAUGGACGCGACUUCAACAUUCUUUCAAACUACAACUAAACCACAAAUGAUAUCGACUCCAACACAAACCAUUUCGGACGCAUCAUCGACAACCUUAAAUAUACAACCUAACCAGGAGAGCCUCCAAAACCAGGCACAACUGGAUGAAGCUACUCAGUUGAAGUCGACAUAUGACACGAUAGAAACCAGCGUCCACCCCGAGGAAUACAGCAGCAGUAUCAGUGAAGUUUCCUCAAAAGAAGAAGAGUACGUACCAGGCAAGGAAACAUCGAAUGAAACGGAGAGCACGGACGAAGAAGAACCAGACCAGAGGCGUGUUUUACUGAGACCGGGGAAAUUACCAGAAGAACAGAUUAAAUUGAUCGUGUUCGAAGAUUCCAUCAUGCAAGUGUUUGGUAAAUGCUGGAAAUGUGGUGCUAAUUGUACCGUUGCCAUCGAAAGCCAGAUAGGAUCAUUUUGCAAUGUUAUUAGCUCUUGUUGCGUGGAGGAAAACCAUAUACAAAAGUGGACGACAGGCCCAACAAACAAUUGUAUGCCCAUAUUUCACCUUUUAUUGGCUUCUGGUAUCCUUGCUACAGGGUUGGAAUCAUCCAAAGUUCUUAGACUGUUUUCUGCUUUGAGGAUUCCUAACGUAAAGCAACGAGAAUUGUCAAAUAUAUUGAAAUGUUAUGUCAUUCCAUCAGUUUUAAAGUUUGGAAAAAGGAACAAACUUCGAAGCUGA